CGGGCUCGGGGCUGCUGUGAGCCGCGCCGCCUGCGGGGAUCGACCUAGCUGUUCCGCGGAGCCGCGGGCAGGAAACAACCAGGAGGCGGCGGCGGCUCUUCCUCCCAGAGGGCGAUGUGGCCGGCAGGUGCGGGCACCAGACUGCCCUGUCCCCGGGACUCUGCGCUCCGGCGGGCGGCUUUCUCUGGGAACCUCACCGCCCUGCCUUCUCACCUCGUGCCCGCCGGCCGAAGCGUCCGGGUCUUCAUCAGCGCCAACCCCGAAGACACGGGAGCAGAAAGACAGGCACUAAGAGAAAAUGUGUAUCCUAAAUUGAGAGAAUUCUGCAGAGAAAACUAUGGAUUAGAAUUUCAGGUCAUAGAUCUCUACUGGGGCAUCGAGGCAGACGAAUGGGACAGCCCAGAGCUCCAGAAGACUCGCAUGAAGCUGCUGGAGGAUUGUUUGAAAACUUCUGCAGGUCCAUGUUUUGUUGGACUGUUAGGUGAAAAGUAUGGGAACAUUCGAAUACCUGGAGAAGUUGAAGCCUCAGAGUUUGAAAUGAUUUUGGAUGCUGCCAUAGAGGCAAAGCUGGACACCAAGCUUCUGGAAGAGUGGUACUGUCGUGAUGAGAACUCAGUGCCGGCAGCUUAUUACCUCAGACCUAAAUCGGAAAUGCUGAAAAGCAAUAAAAAUGCAAUGCAACCUCCUGCCAAAGCUGACAAUGAGAAGACCUGGCAAGAGAUAUCAGAUGAGAUCAAGAAGAUAUUUAAGGCUGCCGUAAAACUGUUGAACGAAAAGGGGAAAAUGAAAUAUAACCAAGCUAAGAGGUACCUGUUCUCAGCGAUAGAGGAUGAGUUUGACUUUGCUCUAGGAAAGCAAACUCCAGCCUUCCUGAAGAAGUGUGUUUGCUACAUUCGGAAAAUCGCUAACAUUGAGCGUUUUGUGAAAAUCCCGGAGAUGGGAAAGUACAUGGAUAUCACUGGAACAGAACCAAGGAUGAUGCGGGACGCAGAAGCCCAAGAGAAACUGAUAAAACUCAGGGACGAAUUUAUCCCGACUAUCGUCGCAUCAUCUAAUCUCAGAGUGUACACGUCUGUUACUCAUUGUGACAUGAAACUGGGCUAUUCCCAAGAAAUAGAAAAUCAUUACAUAGAAGGACUUGGGAAACAGUUUUAUGAGGACAUGAUCGAUAUCAUUCAGGCAACCGUCCAACAGAAUUUUGACACCGAAACUGACACGCUCUACGAUGAAAUCCUUCAACAUUCCUCAUUGUGUAAGACGUACGCCUCCUUCUAUGAGUACAAAUGUGAACCUCUCAACAUCGUGCAUAAGUACGUUCUGCCAAGCAAAACUGGGCACAUCAACCCUCUGGUCAUAUACGGUGGACCAUGCACUGGGAAGACACUCCUGCUAGCCGAAGUAGCGAAGAAGGCCUAUGGCUGGCUACAUGAAGACACAGGACCAGAAUCCGACCCAGUAGUCGUCAUGAGAUUUCUAGGUACCACAGACAUGAGUACUGACCUUAAGACUCUCCUUCUAAGUGUUUGUGAACAAUUAGCAGCCAACUACCGGUGUCUGGUUCAAAGCUACCCUAAGAAGAUCCAUGACCUCCGUGACUUGUUUAUAAAUCUUUUGAAUGAGUCUUCAUUGCAGAGACCUCUAGUAAUAAUAUUUGAUGCCCUAGAGCAGCUCUCAGAGAGUGACGAGGCCAGGAAGCUUUGGUGGCUCCCAGCUCACCUUCCCCGCUUCGUACGAAUAGUCCUGUCCACACUGCCUAACAGACAUGGGAUCCUGCAGAAACUGAGGUGCCUUAUCCAUGAGGAAGCCAACUACAUCGAGCUGAUUCCCCGGGACAGGAAGAUGUGCAGCCAGGUCCUCAAACACCAGCUGCUGCGGGUCAAAAGGAAGGUCACAUCAGGCCAACAGAUUUACGUGAACAACGCAUUCUCCAAGUGCACGCUGCCCAUGUUUGUGAACCUGACCUUCAGGGAGGUGAGACACUGGAGAUCACAUAAAGACGUCGAUGAAUCCUCCCUCUGUGUCACGGUUCACGAAAGUAUAGAGCAGCUCUUCUGGUCCUUGGAGAAGAAGUGUGGUCAGAAACUGGUCUCCAGGGCUCUUGGUUACAUCACCAUGGCCAAAAUGGGUUUGAGUGAAAUGGAACUGGAGGAUGUGUUGGCCCUAGACAACAGUGUGAUGAAUGAGCUCAAUGAGAACUCCAAGCCCAGCAAUCCCCUGAGAGUACCUUAUCUGUACAUUGCAAGGCUCAAGGACGGUCUCAGUGGAUACUUAAUAGAAAGACAUGUGAAGAAUGUCACACUCCUGGUCUGGGCCAAUAGACACCUGCAGCUCAUAGCCCAGAAGUUGUAUCUGCAGGAUGACGGUGACCUGCGUGAAAUGCACUCCAUCCUGGCAGAUUACUUUCUGGGAGUCUGGUCAGGGGGCAGGAGGAAAGCUUUCUGCCUUGAGGACCCCUACUUGAAUGGCUGCCUUGACUUGGAGAGCAGAAGCUUGCUUGAGGAAGAGAAACACUUCAUGGAACAGGCUUCCUUUGAUAGGCAGGCUCCAGACCAGCCCUGGGUUUUCCAGUGUAAUCCACUGGAGCCUGACAUCUUCUUCGUCAAUCAUCGGAAAAUGUCUGAGCUCUUGCACCACCUGACAAGGUGUGGAAAAACCGAUGACCUGCUUUACGGGAUCAUCAUGAACUUCAGCUGGCUUUACACCAUGAUCAAAAUUGGCCAAUUUGACAAAGUGCUUACAGAUAUCGAGCUGGCUUACAACUACUCGCAAGAGAAGGAGCUGAAGUUCUUGGCUAGCACUCUUCGCGGCAUCAAAACCAAGGUCACUGCGUUUCCAGGCUCGCUUUCUGCAGAGCUUCAACAAAGGCUGCUGCCUGUUGUAAGUUCCCUGCCCAAACUCAGACAUCUCCUUUUAGAAUGUGACAAAGAUGGGCCCAAAUAUUGCUCCAUUGUGCCAUUACACUCAUCCAUGGAUGUGACAUAUAGCCCGGAACGUCUCCCCUUGUCCUCUAGUCACCUGCAUGUCACCGAGAUUCUGCCUACCUGUAACCCCAGUACUGUCCUCACAGCUCUAGAGAAUGGCUCCAUUAGCACCUGGGAUGUGGAAACCCGUCAACUCCUCCGUCAGAUCACCACAGCCCAGUCUGUCAUCCUGGGCAUGAAACUCACCAGUGAUGAAAAGUAUCUUGUGGUGGCCACAACAAAUAACACCUUGCUGAUUUAUGACAAUGUAAAUUCGUGUCUUCUGUCUGAAGUGGAAAUCAAAGGCACCAAGCACGGAAGUGGCUCCACCUACAUCAAUGGGUUUACCUUGUCUGUCAACCACGCCCUGGCUUGGCUUGAAGCCAGCAAAGAUGUCACCGUCAUCGAUCUGCUCUACGGGUGGCCCCUUUACCAGUUCCACUGCUGGUACGAAGUGACCUGUGUCCAGUGCUCUCUGGAUGGCAUGUAUGCUUUCUGUGGACAGUACCUGAACACCACCACCAUAUUUCAUUUAGGGAGCGGAGAAAAGUUAUGCACGGUGACUUCUGAAUUUUCCGGGGGGUUUGUGAAGUUCCUUCUCAUCUUGGACACGGCUCAAGAGAUGGUAAUGGUAGACAGCGAGGGAAGCCUUUCGGUUUGGAAUACUGAGGACAUUUCCAAUCCCCAGCUGACUGAUGACUUCGACUGCCGAAGAGAAGACAGCGAGGUGGUCAGCGUGGAACUCUCGGAGGACCAAAAUGCGAUUCUGAUCUGUAAAGCUCUCGGCAUCGAACUCUUAGAUACCGGCAUGUGGAAGGUGGCCGAGAAGUUCAGAGCUAAGCACAACGAACGCUUUAUCUCUGCCGUGCUGUCCAAAAACGGGGACUGCAUCAUCGCGACCAUGGAAAAUACCUCAGCUGUGUUUUUUUGGAGGCGGGACACCGGGCAAUGCAUGGCGAGCUUACAGGAAAUCUCAGGUACCAUAGUCAAGCUGGUGAAAUCCAGUCACCACAAUAUGCUGCUCUCUUUGUCAACCAGUGGUGUUCUUUCCAUCUGGGAUAUAGACAUCAUCACCGCCAUGUCCAACAUAGAUAAGACUGGGAAACCCAUCCAAAGCCUGGUGUUACCCGCCAGAGGGGAAAUCAUUUAUUCCCUCGAUGGCUCGGAUUGUGUCCACAAGUGGAACUUCAGCAGCGGCUUCCUUGAGGCAGUGUUCAAGCAUGAAGGGAUAGUCGAGCACUGCGUGCUGACGUCCUCUGGAGACGUCAUGGUGACAUCAGAUGACAAAAGCAGUCAGUACGUCUGGCACACCAGCAGCGGCGAGAACCUCUUCCGAAUUAACGGGCAGAGAAUAUCUCAGCUGCUGAUCACCCACAAUGACCAGUUUGUGGUCUCUCUCUGUGAGGAAAAUGCCUCCAGGGUCUGGAGACUGGCCACAGGCCACAGGGUCUGUAACAUUCUGACCACUUUGCAGAAUGCCUUUAUAACCUCAGCAAAUACCUUUGUGGUGGGCAUGACCCAGAGCAAAGUGCUGGCCGUCAGUCUCUGGACAGGCAGCAUCACCAAGAAAUUCUGCUGCGAAGACGGCACCACCAUCGUGAAUUUUAAGCUGAUCCCCGACUGCCCUGACAUCAUCGUGUUUAUCACGUCAGCCGAGACAGUGAAUAUUUGGAGUCUGACAGAUGAAGUUAUCUGUCGCCGUGUGCAGCUUCCGAACAACUUCUUGAAAAAUCUGGAGGAUUUCGAGAUCUCUCCCAACGGCAAGCUAGGCAUUAUAUCCAGGGGAGACGAGAAUAUCAAUGUGCUGGACUUACACAGCGGUAAACUACGGGUGGUCCACGCCUCUGGGGUCAUCUGGAGGCAGAGGCUGUCUCGAGAUGGUCGCUACCUGGUGUACAUUUGUUUCCGAAACGGGGAGGAAGAGGACGAAAACGGUGCGAUAUCCAGUCUGAUUGUAAUGAGACUGGCCGAUGGCAAAAAUAUCGGUGCUUGUUCCCUUUACAAAACACCAACUUUUCUUGCCCUCUCACAGAGGCACCUCAACAUCAUAGUGGGUUUUGACGACGGGAGCAUAGGGAUAUACACAGUGGUGGACCGCGUAGACGCUGCACUGAAAAUUAAAAUCGCCACUUCAAACAGCAGACAGAUUUUCAACAACGCGACACAGGCGUCCAGGCCAAAGUGCAGUAGUUACUGUUUCAAGGUGUCUGUGGACUGCUUAUGGAGAGAGUCUACUGAGGUCUUUGCGAGAGACAGUCCCAUCACGGUGAGCGACUCCUCUGAGCCCAAUGAGGCGACGCCGUCCAAGAAACACAACCCUUGCUAUGACCGGGUGGGCUCAGCCCUGGAGCCCAGGGGCCACAGCUACACCCCUGACAACUGACAAAACGUUCUUCUCUCUCAGCAGACAUGCACAAUACACACACAGAAGGAAGAAAAAAAUAAGUAUCUUCUGUCUCCCAAAUGAUAAACUACUCCUUUCUUUAAAGACAGGAAAGAUGCUGGCGUUCCAGCAUUCACAUGCUCGCCAAAAAGACAAACACGAAAUCAGUUUUGAGUUGGCUCUUUUUGUCAACAUUAAUCCAGGAAUGACACCUUGACAGAGAACUUCUAAAAGUGGUGUUUGACUGGAUAUUUUUUACAUUUGCUGGGUGGGAAACAGCAACGUAACUCAUUCCAUGGGCUUCGAUGACAGAGGCUAGAACUGUAUACAGACCCCUCGGACAGGAAUGAGUGCUACAGAAAUCGUCUGGAAUUGCAAACAUGAAAGAGCCGUUUGACCUCCAAUGAUUGUGUGGCCAUAAGUAAACACAGCCUUAAUCUCUCCUUACAUUUUACAAUCCUGACAACUGUGUAAACCCAGUCUGCAGAUGGGAGGUCAAAGGUGCAAAAUCACGUAACAAAAAUGCUCCCUUGCAUCCCUAGUUUCCCAGGAGAAAGGACGUGAAAUGUGAGGCCAUGCACUGGACUGGGCACAAGUACUAAGUACCACUCUCACAGGGCUACUGAGCACGCCGUCAGUCUUCAUUAAGAUACAGUUGAGACAGUCGCAUGCCAUGGUUUCUGUAUAAUGGAACAUACAAUUUUUAAACUACUUCCUGGACUGCGAAAGAAACACGUUUAAUGAGAAACCACAAUCUUUUCAUGCCUUUCUGAAAUGCCUAUUUGUGCUGGGCGUUUAAGUGGAAUUAUAGAAAGGGCAUUAUAAAUGUGGUCAAGACAUCUGUUCAUUUCCAUCACUGUACUAACAAAAGUCUGGGGUAUUCAGUCAGUCGUAUGGAAGCACACAUUAUUUCCUCAAUCCCUGCAGUAAAUCUUAACAGAAAGAAAGCUUUCGUGACACGCCAUCUAUGAAAUACUGAAGACAUUUGCCUUACUCUCAUUCCUCCUAUCUCCUGUGUAAAAUGCAGACAUACGACCAAAUAUUCGGGGACAAGCUGAACAUGCCUGUCUUUGUGCUAAACUAUUCCCCAAAUCUUAAGGGUGUCCAAAGGUUCCUUCUUGUCCCUGUUUGUAAUCACUUUCUUACUUCCCCACUCUAUAUGUAGGCUUCUUCCUCUGUCACCCUUUCUGCUGGAGGGCUCCGCGGGGCCUUUAUAGUCUUAAAUACUUUUUAAACACUACUUCACCUACUUAAAAGAAAAUACCACAUCUCAGAAGGGGGAAAGUGAUUUUCUUCCUUCCAUAGCCUCCACAUGGCCUGUCCUUGGAUGAGUUUUAGAAGGGUAUCAGCAGUGCUCAGUUGCUUUGAAAGUGACGGGAAAGUGACUUGCGGCGGCAGAAUGAGGACCAAGGAACUGAUGUGCUCUCAGCCCAUCUCCGCCAUGAACUCACCACGCGUCCGCAGGCAGAUCUUCAGCGGCGAGAUAAAGGGAGUGAUAGCUUUUGCUCCAGCCCUAAUAGGGAUGUUGGGGAGGAAUGUGAGAAAAAAGACAGCGACAUCUUGAUUGUUUUUGCAAAUGGAGAAGCAAAGUGAGCAGAUCCAAAAGGAAUGCAAGCUCAUUGCAUUUCACUUCGGAAAGCAAGUUGACGUGUAAGCACACAGAGACGGGAUUCAGACAUAAACACCCCACUCCGUGGUUGAAGACUUUUUUUCAGGAUCUUCCUCCUGGUCCAGCUACCAGCCAGAAAGGGGGGUAGCCCGGCGAAGUCCCAGCCCAUGUAGAGAUCACCUGGAGUUGUAUGAGUCAGUGCUCUUUUUUUUUUUUCUUUAGUUCUUCUGAGGCAACACAUUCCUAUUCCUGUCCUUAUCAGUUGGACCUCCAUGCCACACAUUUCUAAGAAUUAAAUGCCUAGAUGGAUUAAAUGUAGUGUGUGAAUAUUCUAUGUAACAGCCAAUAGAGUUUAACAAGUGACUUGAAUGAUUUUUCCUAACUUGUUUGCAACUGAUAGCUCAUAUUGAAUGUUUUUAUGUAAACUUUGUAUUGUUGGGAAGAAUUACCCAAUCAGAGAUUUAUAUUUUCAUAAAUGUUACAUUUAGUUAAAUUUUGUUACAGAGUUGUUACACUAGAAAAUUAUUGCCGUCUUCAAACAAUGAACAGUCUUGUGUAUGUAUUGUUUGUAUGAAUAAAAGGUAAACUAAGA
Messenger RNA from Neogale vison (American mink), 7544 nucleotides. It is a transcript of the gene NWD2, whose product is annotated as NACHT and WD repeat domain containing 2. NCBI's taxonomy places the organism in Eukaryota, Metazoa, Chordata, Mammalia, Carnivora, Mustelidae. The record is from RefSeq and is a predicted model, not a curated record. The transcript is spliced from 7 exons. The coding region runs from base 115 to 5343 and encodes 1742 amino acids. Gene Ontology annotation, molecular function: protein binding.